Molecule: messenger RNA, 422 nt
Organism: Condylura cristata (star-nosed mole)
Lineage: Eukaryota; Metazoa; Chordata; Mammalia; Eulipotyphla; Talpidae
Gene: ERLN
Product: small integral membrane protein 6
Exons: 1
Coding region: 46-375 (109 amino acids)
Source: RefSeq, a predicted model, not a curated record
CCCCUCUCUUGGUGCCAGUCCCCUCCUCUGUCGAAGGGGAGGGCCAUGCCGCCUGCCCAAGGCGGAGCCCAAAGAACCUGCCCCCCGCACCCCGCCCCAGACUGCUAUGAGCGUGAAGCGGGUGGUUGGCGGGGCGGGCUAGCGCUGGGCAGGGCUGAGCGGUCCCUGCCCUCAGGUGCGCCCUCUCCUGGCCACAUGGACAAGCUGGCGGAAGAGCGGCAGAGGUGGAACGAGGAGUACUGGCAGAACGCCUGGGACAGGGGCGGCCUGGUCGUCAUCAGCCUGUUCAUCUCCAUGGUCCUGUUCCUCAUCCUGUUUGCUGUGAUAUUUGGGGUUCUGCAGCCAGUUGAGAAGGUCAAGUGUGAAGAGCAAUGACUGACUUUUGGGAGGCCCAGAAGGGGGUCACCUGUUCCACACUCUCA